This is a messenger RNA of Micropterus salmoides (largemouth bass), 4792 nucleotides long. RefSeq names its product claspin. The record is from RefSeq and is a predicted model, not a curated record. Gene Ontology annotation, molecular function: anaphase-promoting complex binding. Gene Ontology annotation, biological process: mitotic G2 DNA damage checkpoint signaling; activation of protein kinase activity; mitotic DNA replication checkpoint signaling. NCBI's taxonomy places the organism in Eukaryota, Metazoa, Chordata, Actinopteri, Centrarchiformes, Centrarchidae. The transcript has 24 exons. Bases 209 to 4279 code for a protein of 1356 amino acids.
UAUCAAAAUUUAUAUUCGGUGUGGAAGAGGCGGGAGGAAGAGGAGUAGCUCGGCUAAAUGUAUUUUAAAUGUGCUUUAGACGUUUAAAAUAGCCUUUAGUCACCCAAACAUUUACUUUACGACGGCCGCUGUGGCUGCCGAGAUACGACGAAGAGUUGUCUCGGCUGGUUUAUUUUACAAAAGAGCGUAAACUAGCCGGCGGACAAAGAUGAGCCUGGUCCUUUCUCAACAACAGGCUGAGGUGCUCCCAGCUCUGGCCCAACCUGCAACUGAGAGUGAUUCAGACAGUGGGAUGGGUUCUCCAGCAGAGGAGAUGGUCAUGGAGACCGCUAACAAUAAAGAAGAGCUUCCAGAUUCUGAUGAUGACGAAGACAUCACAGUUCACAGAAAGCCUCAUCGUAAUGCCAUCAGAGACAGCGACAGUGAGGAAGAGGAGGCAGUGGCUGCGGAGAAUAGUCACAUGGCCGAAGCACUGGUCUUAUCUGCUUCCAGCGGAGAGGAGAUGGAGACUGGAGAGACACAAGAGAAGGGUGAGAGGAAAGAGAGAGGGGCGCAGAAGAGCAAGAGGAUAAGCCGUGCUCCAGUUGACAGCGAAGACAGCGAGCCUGAGCAAGACAAAUGUGGAGAAAUGGAGGAGCAACAUGAAGAGGUGAGGAGGGAAGUGAAAUCGACAAAGGAACGGACGAAGAGAGAGAAGAGCCAGAGGCAUCGGGAGAAAAAGGAGAAGCGUAGCAAAGCGGUAAAACAACUGAAGAAGAAAGAGAGGUUCUCUGAAAAGGAUGAGAACACGCCUCUCCCUCGGGCUCUGAAUGACAGUGGAUGUCUGCUAGGCGACACAGACCUUUUUGACACCGGUCUGGACGAUGAGGAAGAAGAAGAGUCUUUGGAGGCCAUACGAGCUGCUGUCAAGCAAAAGAUGAAAAAACAUAAGGAUCCUCUCCUGAAUGAGGAAGAGGAGGAAGAUGAAGAGGCACCAGAGAAACCCCAACGUGCGGAGAGGAAAGCUGCGCGCGCCAGCAAAGAGGCAAUAAAGCAGCUCCACAGUGAAUCUCAGAGGCUGAUUAGAGAGUCUACGCUUGGCCUGCCCUACCACAUCCCUGAGCCAAAGACCAUCGACCAGUUCUUUAAGAAGAGAGCCAGGCCAGAGGGUCCUGCCAUGGCGUUGUUGAAAUCUGCUAAGUAUUCAGCCGUGAUGUUGGAGACGCCGUCAGCUCCUCCUCCUCCGCCGUCGCCACCUACCACCAACCCACAGAGUGAGCCUCUGCAGCUCUCCACAGAGCAGGACUUGUCGCAUUCUCUAGAUCUGUCGUCCUAUCAGAUCCAGCCCAUCAAUCAUCCUGCUUCCACCUCGUCCCCACAGCAGGAGGGCCUCAGCCAGGCCAGAGAAGGAAUCGAAAGCCUAGAUCCCGACCAGGAAUCUGGACCGAUGCUUUACCUCUCUGAGAGUCUGCAGGAGUCGCUCACAACAGAUGGAGUAGUGAGACCCGCUUCUGACUGUGGAGAAGAAACCUCUCCUGCACCUUUAGAACAAAGUCAGACAGCAGUAACGUCUGACCUGCUAAAAGAGCCUGCAUCUGGGUCUUUGGUAGAGCCUUUAGGCGCUCAGUGUGGGAGAGCUGAUCCAGCUGCAGCAAAACCUUCAGCACAGCAACCCACCAAAUCUAAGAAGGACAAAUUGGCCAGGCUGAAGGAGCUUGGACUGGACCCCCCGCCUGUCGCUAAAUUGUGUCCAGAUGAUGGAGCCUUUGUUCAGCUUGAGCCUCCACAGCUCAACCGCGGUGUGGAGGCCCUGAAAGAGCGUUACCUUCGUCAUGUCCAGGCUCCCACACGCCCUCAAGGAGAGCGUACGAUGCAGCUCAACAUCAUCCGCAAAGACAGCGCCCCGUCUGGCCAGGAAGAGCUGCACUCUGAGUCAGUCACUGUCACUGUUAAAGAGGGAGCAGAGGAGCCUGUGCCAACCAAACCAGGAGAGAAGCUGCUGACUUUGAAGCAGCGCCUGCAGCUCGCCAUGGCAAAACGGAGACAAGAGGAGAGGGUGCGCAAAGCCGAGCUGAAUCGCCUAGACAAUGAAGACUGUGGGGAGGAGGAAGAGGAGGAGGAGGAGGAAGACAUGACAGAUGAGUCUGAGGAAGAAGAGGGUGUAGAUGACUUACUGGGAGGUGAUGAUGGUGAGCAAGAGGAGGAGGAGGAGGAGGAAGGCAGUGUGGCCCAGAGUAUCAGGAGCCCUUCUGGUGUGGCACUGAACAGACCCUCGCCAACUCCUGAGCUAGUUAACACCGAUGACACACUCAUGCUGUUCCCCGGCAAUUCCUGCUCUCGCACUGGUGAUGGCGGAAGAAGGUCUGGUCUUUCUGGGCAGGACAGUGGCAAUAAGAUGGAAGAGGAUGACUCUCUUUCCUUGGUAAAAGACAACAGCCACAACAGCAGCUUUGAGCUUGCAGCAUCUAUGAUAACCUCCUACCAGCCUGUCAAUCAUCAGCGCUCCACAGGAAGAAGCGUCUCCAACUCCUCCAUUUUCCGGUCCCCUUCUCCCUGCCUCUUCAGACCAAGCUUCCUCGGCUCUGCCUCUAAGAGUUCUGGCAAACUCUCUGAGCCCUCCCUCUGCCUUCCUGUUGAGGACUCCCAAGACUUGUAUGCACCUCCAUCUCCAGGAGCAGAUUCGGGGCCCCUGGGUGAAGCAGCUUCUGGCCCUGGUCUGGGAGGAGACUCCCAAGGUCGCUUCUCCCUGGAGGACGACACCCAUUCCCAGUUACUAGAUGCAGAUGGCUUCCUUAAUGUGGGCCCACGCCCUGGUGCACCUCGCUCCCACAAGAGACAGUUAAUCCUGGACAGCUUAGAUGAAAAUGCAAUGGAUGCCAACAUGGGGGAGCUGUUGGGGUUGUGCUCAGGUGUUUUUGGGACAGCGCAGAGCGGCUCGGGUCAGGCUGGAGGCCUCGGAGCAACACAGGAGGAUGAGCUGCUUGGCUUGUGCUCUGGAGCAUUUCCACCAACACAAGCAGGAGAGGAGCAGAUGGAAAUGGGCCAGAGUAAGGAGAGAGGACAGCAUGCAGAAUCUGAUGAUACCAUGGAUCAGCUGCUGGACCUGUGUUCAGGGAAAUUUCCGAGUCCAGGUUCUCCUCACACGACCUCACCAGCACCAAACGGUAAAAAGAAGCCAGUGGAGGAAGAGUAUCAGGAGGAAGAAGAGGAGGAGGACUGCGAGUUCCGGCUUUUGUCAGAUGUGGAAAGUCACAGUGAACAGGAGGACAAUGAUGAGGAUGGUGACGAGGAAAACGAACAGGAAGGAGAGGGAGACGAGGCAGAGGAUAAUGAUGUGGAAGAGGAGGAGAUGCAGGGUGUGUUUGCAUCACACCGGAUUAAGAAAAAGAAGAAAAUGCGUUUGACUGACUACGUGGACUCGGAGGCUGAGCUGUCAGGGAGUGACUUGGGCAGCGACGAUGAGGACGGAGACGGGGGGAGUGAAUACGAGGAAGAGGAGCUUCUUGAGGAGCUUCCCUCUGAUGAGGAGCUACAGGACCAGGUCAACAAGAUCCACAUGAAGCAGAUAAUGGACGAUGACAAGCGUCGUCUGAGGCUGUACCAGGAGCGAUACCUUGCUGAUGGCGACCUGCACUCUGAUGGCCCAGGACGAGCUCGCCGCUUCCGUUGGAAGAAUAUGGAUGAUGGUUUCAACAUGGAGAGGACGGGAACAGAAGGCGAUGAAGAGGAGGAGGGAGAUGAUGAUAUGGACCAGUCUGAGGUCCAGAGGAGAAAAGAGAGACUAGAGAGAGAACAGUGGCUCAGAGAACAGUCUGAACAGAAAGCCAAGAAAGGGGAAGCUUUGGAUGUAGAUGAUGAGAAGAUUGGAGAGGAAGACAGUCAAUUUAUGAAGCUGGCCAAGAAACUGACUGCCAAGACUUUGCAGAGAAAAGAGCCCCCUGUGGCACCACAACCAGAAAAGACCUCAUCAGUUCUCAACCCCUUCCAGAGAUCCUCGCAGCCCUUACAGGUGAGGAGAGGUUCACUGCUGAGUCGGCCUCACUCCGUCCUCCAGAAGCUGGCGUCGAUCUCAGAGGGGAACCCUCUGGCGCCCAGAAACAGCAGAGGGUUUCUGUUUCAAACGCUGUCUCCUGAGAAGAGCAACUCGACCUCAGAUGCUCCCCAGAAACAGAUGAUGAAGAAGAAGAGGGGGCCUGUGGAGGCAGUGAACCCAGCGGCAAAGAGGAUCUGCAGGGAGAACAAACCUGCCGGACAGACUAAAGCCUCCCAGAGGAGCAUCUUCAACUUCCUGGACCACUGAGGUCACAGUACACUAUCCGAAUGAUGAUCAUCAGCGGGCCGGGAAGCAACAGCAUGAAGACCAGAACUAAUCAGCCAUGCCCAGUAUUUCACUAACCAAUAAGACGUCAAAAAUGAAGGAGGCGGUAAAAUGAUGGUCACGUGCCAAGGUGGCGUAUAAACGUCCUCCCCUCUGUCCCUUUUUAGAAAACACAAAUACAGAUGCGUCUACGUUUGUUUGCACCUUUUUUUUUUUCUUUCUUUUUUUUUUUUAAAUGGCCAACUAAAGCACCUCUGAGGAAUCUGUUUUUACUUUUUCUUACACACAUUUGCUUGUACAUUUUAAGUCCUUUAUGCCAUCAGAUGCAUCUCUGACAUGUUACUUGACUCAUUUGGACUUCCUAACAACAAAGGUCCAUUUAAAAGGGUUUUAUCAUGUAAAUAGGAUUGAAUUGUUUUUUUUAAAGGUAAGGGAGUUUUGUAUGAUUUUAAAUGUAUUUGUUUUACAUUGUAAAUAAAAGUGUAUUUUACAACA